UCACCACAAUUCGUGGGCAACGUGAACGAAUGCGGCGUUGGCGAGCGGAUUGAGUUUGUUAGUGGCACAGGAGACGCAAGAAGACGAUCUCGACGGUCCCGCGGACAUCUAUGUCCCCACCUAUGGAUGUCGACCCUCAAACUCAGCAGAUCUUACCUGUCAAGUCUCUCCGGAGCAUCACAAUCCACGCCAAUCCAUCUGUCCUUCUCCCACUCAGCUGUCUCAUCCGAAAUGCCCUAUCAGCGCAAUUUGACCGCAUUUCUUGAAUCUUGA
Messenger RNA from Laccaria bicolor S238N-H82, 273 nucleotides. RefSeq lists its product as uncharacterized. NCBI's taxonomy places the organism in Eukaryota, Fungi, Basidiomycota, Agaricomycetes, Agaricales, Hydnangiaceae. The record is from RefSeq and is a predicted model, not a curated record. The annotation marks the transcript as partial. The transcript has a single exon.